Messenger RNA from Olea europaea var. sylvestris, 670 nucleotides. RefSeq lists its product as uncharacterized. NCBI's taxonomy places the organism in Eukaryota, Viridiplantae, Streptophyta, Magnoliopsida, Lamiales, Oleaceae. The transcript has 2 exons. Bases 200 to 526 code for a protein of 108 amino acids. The record is from RefSeq and is a predicted model, not a curated record.
UUAAUAUUCUCUAGAGCACUUUAAAAUUUGAUUUCAUCAAGCUGAUCUUUCAACAGAUUUAAGCUUUCUGUUACUAUUUAGAUUUUAGUUCCCACAAGAAAGGAAGGGUUGCAGACCCUAUAUAACACUCCUCAUCCUUCAACAAACUUCAAGCCUUGUACUCAUAAUUUUCCUCCUGCUCUCAUAGAAACCCAUAAACAUGAAAAAGAGUUAUCUUGCAUGGAUUCUCAUCCUGUUAUAUGCUCAAAUACUCCUACCAAGCUUGGUUCAAGCAAAUCCCCAGAAAUUGGAGCAAGAAAAUCACAGCACAAGCAGAAAAGUGGAUUAUGAUGCAAAUGCUCAUGAUAAAGCAUUUGUAGCAGAAAAUGAAACAAUUUGGACAAAAAAGGAACGGUCGGGGAGAGGACCUAAUGGUGGUCCAUAUGUGAAUCAACAUCGACCCAAAAAAAAUGCAGCAGCACUGUUAUAUACACCUUCGUUGGUCAUUUUUAUGAUGUUUUUUUCUCCUACCGUCGCCUUUGCCUAGAUGUUUUGUGUGAGCUUAGAACUUUAUCUCUUUCAGCUCAUUUUGGUGUUGGGUUUCCAUAAUUUUCUCGAUUUGAUCAUGGCUGUAAUUACACUGACGUGUUCUGUUUGAUUUUAUUAAUGUUCAAGACGUACUUAAUAUCAA